This is a messenger RNA of Oryzias melastigma (Indian medaka), 1604 nucleotides long. It is a transcript of the gene mettl17, whose product is annotated as methyltransferase like 17. Gene Ontology annotation, cellular component: mitochondrial small ribosomal subunit. Bases 109 to 1485 code for a protein of 458 amino acids. The transcript has 14 exons. Gene Ontology annotation, biological process: translation. The record is from RefSeq and is a predicted model, not a curated record. Gene Ontology annotation, molecular function: structural constituent of ribosome; methyltransferase activity. NCBI's taxonomy places the organism in Eukaryota, Metazoa, Chordata, Actinopteri, Beloniformes, Adrianichthyidae.
UCAAGGUAAACCCGGAAUUAUUUUGCUGAAGGACAGCAAUCUCCAAGCGUGGUUUUUGGGAGAUUACGUUUUAGUCAGAUUUAUGUUUUUAACGCUUUCCAUUCGGACAUGGCUUGGCGAACAUAUGGAGCAUUUGUUUUUGGUCAGAGAACAUCAACGACAAAGAAAAUGUUGAGGAACAUGGGUUCAGCGGUUCAGCCUCAGGAGGAUUUUCUUAAAGGAGAACUUCACCGAAAGCACCCGGGCUUGACCAACCUGAAGACUCUACGUCUCCCUGCAAACCUGCAGACGGCUGCUCAGUCAAUUAUUCACAGAGCUCAAAUCUCUCAGCUUCCUGGUCGCGCUCAGAAACUCACAAACUUCCUUUGGAGCCGAAAGCGAGCAGUUGAGGACUUGACACUGAGGCAAAAAGCUUUGGGCCUGGAGAAGGAGCUCUGGGAGAAAGCCAUGCAGAAGACUGGAGAUCUUGAUGAGAAAGCGCUGGAAGACAACAUCAGGAGGAGGAUUUUUUCAGAGCUCAGGAAAAAGACUUAUCACUGGACUCCUCUGAAGUAUGAUGAGGAGAUGGGCGUGGUUUACAUGGCGAGUCGGCUAGCUGGAGGCUAUGCAGCCGUCAGGAGGGUUCUGAAUGAGAUAAAGAAGAGAGAUCCUUCGUUUAGUCCCCAGUCACUCCUGGAUUUUGGUUCCGGCUUGGGAACAGUAGCCUGGGCGUCCCACUCUUUGUGGGGGGACUCUUUGAAGGAAAUGGUGUGUGUGGACAGUUCGGGGCCGAUGAACACUUUGGCAGAGCGGCUUCUCAAAGGUGAUGAUGAGACAGCAGAACCGAGCAUCAAACACGUCUAUUUCAGGCAGUUUCUUCCCGUCUCGCCAAAGGUGCAGUUCGACUUGGUGGUGGCAGCGUUUACCCUGUCGGAGCUUCCCACCGUCAAAGACCGAGAAGAAGCUUUGUUCACUCUGUGGAGGAAGACUAGCUCAUACCUGGUGUUGGUUGAAAACGGCACCAAAGAGGGCCAUCAGAUGCUCAUGGAGGCCAGAGAGGCUCUACUGAAGAAGCAAGAGAAAACUGUCCACGACCCACGGCCAUCGUCGGUGUUCGCUCCGUGUCCUCAUGCCAUGACGUGUCCCAAACUGGCCCGGGAGCCCAAGACGCCCUGCAACUUCCAGCAGCAGUACCAUCCUCUGCCCCUGGCAGGGCACAAGGACAGCCAGACGGAGAACUUGAGUUAUUUAAUUUUGUGUCGAGAAGACCCGGUGGAGGAGAAGUCUGGAGCUGUGAUGUGGUCCAGGCUGAUCGGACCGGUGCUCCGCAGAAGCCGACACGUUCAUUGCCGCAUAUGCUGCCCGGAUGGAGAGCUGAAACACAUGGUGGUGACGGCGAGAAAACACAGCAGAGACGUGUACCGCUGCGCUCGCAACAGCGAGUGGGGGGAUCUGCUGCCGGUGGUUCAAAACCUGGAGGAGGAUGAAGGAGAAGCCAGUCCAUAAGACCACAUUCAGCCACAUAUCAACUUCUGGUGGAAAACACAAUCUUUUUAUUGUUGUUGUUGAGAAACUGUAAAAUAUUUAUAAGAAAUAAAAUCCCAAUAAAAGUCCUACUGUCUUUA